Molecule: messenger RNA, 597 nt
Organism: Fusarium oxysporum Fo47
Lineage: Eukaryota; Fungi; Ascomycota; Sordariomycetes; Hypocreales; Nectriaceae
Exons: 2
Coding region: 1-597 (198 amino acids)
Source: RefSeq, a predicted model, not a curated record
AUGCCACCAACCCAUCGACCUUUCUAUGACUAUUGGCGCCAAGUUGAGACGGAUGCCACGGUCAAGGUCAAGCAUCAUAAGAGCAGUAUUGACCAACAUGCUAGUAGAUGGCCCGCUGUUCCCCACGAGAGACAUGCAAUUGAUCCUCUGUGGCGUCUCCUCUGGCGACGUCUGAGAGUAGUCCCAAACGUUGACCAGGGAACUUGGCUUCAUUUGUCAACCAAAGACUAUGACUGGCCUACAUCUGACAUAUAUGGCAAGAAGUGGCUUCAAAACCAAUUCUCGACUUCAUUCGGCAUGGUGAUUCUAGAGAUACAGGAGCGUUUAAUGGACUUCCUUGUCAAAUGUUGCCAUCAAAUUCUUCACGGCAUCGAGCCAGAUAAUCUGUUCCGUGAUGUUUAUUCUGUUCAGACUGAGCCAGAACUCCCCCUGAAUACCCAGACCCAGGGGAUACAAACGUCCCUGCUCGAGAUAACUGUCGAACCCCCCUACCGUGUUCCGACUUGGCUUGGCUUUGCCAACCUUGAAAAGCUAUUUGCGGCCAAAGUCGCGGCUGCAGAGGAUCAUGUUUGGGCGAUGCGCGAGGAUCCCAAUUAA